Molecule: messenger RNA, 1233 nt
Organism: Prorocentrum cordatum
Lineage: Eukaryota; Dinophyceae; Prorocentrales; Prorocentraceae
Source: the annotation of a GenBank genome assembly
AUGGUGUGGGAAGAGCUGCGGUGCGGCUUGAAGGGUCAACUGGUCUCCGGCAAUUUCGAGUGCUUCGCGGAGGACUCUCGUAGCUUUGCCCACGGCGCCUGCCUCCACGAGUUUGCGCGCCGUCAUAACGUCGUGCUCUGCGGUUGUCUUCCGCCUGGCGCGCAAAGGAGGUGGGGCGGAGUCAAGGACGGCGCCCCAAAGCUGUGCUUCGCGGUGCUCCCUGAUCUCCGUGGCUCGGCGGAACAGCGUAGUGGUGAGCUGAGCGUUGCCUCUCUUGCCGCCUCGGAGGUUGGCGUGCCCGAGCAGCAGCUUAGGGGCAGCGCAGGGCUGCCUGGAGCCGGCGGGGCCCGGGGCGGGGUUGGCCAGGGUGUCGAGGCGGAGAUCCCAGCAGUGGCGGUCGGCUUCCUCUACGCGCUCUCGGAGUUCCUGCUGGCUGGCAGGAUAGACGUGGACGUCGCGGAUAUAGUGAGCGUGGGAAAGGACGUGGACAACAGCAUGAGGCUGCGGGCACCGAGGCCCUCGGACUGGAAGGAUGCUGCCGUGUGGUGCGCGGAGCUGGAGGCCCACCUCAAGGCGUCCGACUAUUCGGUCUACGUCGCCGCGGCGCAGGCCGCACCCCAAGCGUCCCGCCUCGCCGUGAACCCCCACCUGCUGUGCGUGGCGUCCUUCGUGGAGCUGAGCUGCGGCACCGGGCGCCACGCCGGUUCCCAGCAGCCACGCGUACUCAGAUACAGGUUGGAGUUGAGGGGGAUCAACCAGGCUUUAGGGAGUGCGAACACCGAGGCGCUCGCACGAGACGACCGCGUCUCCAAAGAACUGGCCACUGCCUUCCGACAGGUGCUCAUCAGCGCGAAAGACGUUUUUUUGACAGGCGGCUACAAACGGAACCCACGACAUGAAGGCCAUAACUUGAACGUGGCGUUUGGUUCCUUGACAGUAUUUGCCACGUUCAAUUCCGCUGACAAUUACGCACCACUUCUUCUCAGGCCUUGCAACGGCGAAGAGGUCAUCGGCGACGUCACGUGUGAUCUCAGUGCUGAACAGCCUGACGUGCCAUCGUUGCACCGCAUGCAGCAAUUCAUUGCGGAGUCCCCGCGGGCACAGGUUCAGUUCUUCAAGCUCAUGGACGACAUCGCGGACAUUUACUUGGCGGGGAUCGACGGCUCUUUCAUUGGCAGGAGCAAGAUCCGGCAGUGCUGCACAGCCUGCUGGAAGAGCUCAAGCAGGCCUUGA